Molecule: messenger RNA, 3232 nt
Organism: Colletes gigas
Lineage: Eukaryota; Metazoa; Arthropoda; Insecta; Hymenoptera; Colletidae
Gene: ssp6
Product: ras guanine nucleotide exchange factor B
Exons: 5
Coding region: 744-2777 (677 amino acids)
Molecular function (GO): protein binding
Source: RefSeq, a predicted model, not a curated record
GAAUAUUGGCAAGUAUAUUCUAUAGUUCGCAAGAGUAAUGUAGGUGGCUAUAUUUUCACAAUACUAUGGAUCUUAAUGAAAGACCCUUUCCAUCGAAUAUAUAAGAAAUAAAAUUAACUAAACUACGCAAAUUUUACAUAACAGAGACAAUGCCAAUGUAAUUGUUUUUAAGCGUAUUUCCGCCACUGUAAGAGCUACGAUUUCAUUUUAGACCAUGCUGGAGAAUUCCGAUUGGACGUAAGAUCUGUCAAUAAUUGGGACAUUUACCUUACCUAGAUGGAAAUGACAGUGCAAGUGCAAGGACGUUACACGCCGGGCGUUAUUCUUGUCUCGUGGGUACGCUCGACCAGGGCAGGGAAUGGAAGGUUGGUGAUAAAAGGUGCCGGAAGGGGGUGAAAAGCGCGAGAGGAGGGACAGAGGAUGAGACUGCGCCUGCUCUCUCCUCCGCCACCCUCUGCCGCCACGGACACGGACGGGGUUGUAAGCCGAUAUUGUCGGGCAGGCGCAUUGCCCGGUAACAGCGGAAAGGAAGAUGACAAUAAAAAGAGCAUAUAUAAAACGCGCCUAAACGCACGUUAACCUCGGGGCUGGCUGGCGCGUCGCCUCCGAAAAUGUAAACCGGCUAUGAGAGGGAAAAGAGAAAGCGGAGCGUUUGAAGUGAGGCUUUGUGCGCGUACGUCCACGGUCCCGACGGCCGCAGACCGCCGUGCUGCGGGCGAUACCCUCCCGUACGACGAGGAAUCAUGAACAACUCGCCGCAGAAUACGGAGGUGGCCGGGCAACAGCACCGGGCCGGCGUUGAGAACAGCGACGAGGAGGAAUGGAGUGGUGUCGUGGAAUGUGUAAUGUUAUUGCAUCGACUCGUGUAUCGAAAGAAUGAUUUUUAUUUGCUGAAACAGCCUUCCUCGAGCAGUUUCUUGUUGCCCAUUUCGAGUUGUUUUUCGUGGUCAAGGAAAUUCUGUGGGUUGCACAACGCUGUGCUGGAGAGGUCAAAGUCAGAUCGGGUGACACGAACGGAUGAAGAUAGACGACGUCGCACUAUUAUUGUCGAGAAGAAGAAUGGCACGUACGGUUUCACCUUACAGAGCUACGGCAUACAUUAUAAACGAGAGCAGGAAAUCGAGAUGGUCACAUACGUCGACUACGUCGAGUACGAUGGACCAGCGUUCAAAGCUGGUAUGCGCGAGGGUGAUGUGAUACUCUCGAUAAACGGUCAUGAAAUGGACAGAGCCGACCACAAGACGCUGGUCAAUUUCAUAAAGAACUGUGAUACUAGGAUGAGAAUGGUCGUGUCCUUCGAAGACUGCGUAAGAAAGGUGGAAUUGCAUAUGCGUUAUAUCGAGUUGCAACGUGCCCUCCAAUCGCGUCUGGGUGAAUUGGAAAGACUCUGCGAACGGGAACGGUCUAUUCUUAUGGGUCGAUGGAAAACCCAUUCACUGCCAGCACGCAAGAGAACGCCGAACAGUGGAAUUACCAGUAACCCCAGUCAACCGUCGCCAUCGUCGAGUUUCAAUUCAUCCACGAUCCAAUGCUGUCGGCCGGCCACGUCCACGGAACAUCUAUUGCUCUACAACGUGUUUUCCGACGGCCGACCGUGCUUGGUUCCUCGAAAUGCCGCCUGUUUGGUGGCAGUAGGACCGCCGCGUUCCCGCAGCGAUCACCAUCACUUUCUGUCGAAAAUGUCUAGCGAAUCGGGGAUGACCACUUCUUCGCGGCACAGCUACCACCAAGCGAACGGAAUGAGCAGCACGCCAGCGAAAUCGAAAUCGCACAAAUCCUGUCAGCCGCAACAGCAACAAGCGAGCGGAAGCGGAGAACCGUCGACUAUCCACGCACCGCCGCAAAACAGCCUUUGCGUCGCCUGUAUCUCAAGCGCCAAUCGUCGCAGAGAACAAUCAGAUAACGGCAGUUUGGACGCGUACGACUUGGCUAGUCCAUGUUGCGAUCCAAAUUGUGUGCCCAGUCGUCGACGUCGGGAGAAACAGAGACGCGCACGAAACGAACAGAAUCAUCAUCAGCAACAGCAACAGCAACAACAACAGCAGCAGCAACAACAACAACAGCAGGUGCAGCAGCAACAGCAGGUGCAGCAUCAUCAUGUACAACGAGAGCAGCCGCAACAAGCACAACAACAAUCGCAACAUGGUACGCACAAUUGCUCGCGCACGUCUGGACAUAGUCUGCACUCUAUCACCAGCAGUGACGUCUCGACCAUCGCCGACACCGUUGCUUCCUGCACGACCAGCCUAAGCACGGAUACUCUCUAUUGGGAUCCAUCGAACGUGCAUCAACGGCCACCACCGUGCCUUCAGUACGCCAAACCAAAAUCCUGGGACAAUCUGACUACCAAGGCGUUCGGUGGCUAUGGUUUUGGAUACGGUUACCUGGACACAGCCACUGCGAAAACCCACAGUGCUGAACGGCCAGGGAAAGGUUCGCAUGGGCGAGCGAAAACGCCAACCGGCACCGUUCAGAGGAGAACGAGCAGCAGCACCACUUAUUCUGGAAGUUCCAGUAGACACUUUCAACCGACCAAGUCUACCGAAAGUCUUCUGAUACCGCCGCCUUAUCAGAGCGAAUUAGAUGCUAGUCUGAGCUGCGAAUGCUUGGACGGACCGACCCCUCGAUGCGUACCGGUGAUUCAAAUGGAGAAACACAGCCGACAGGAGGAAGGUGGCUACAUAAUCAGUACGCACACUCAAGUUCGACAUCGCCGGUCUAGUCAUUCCGAUGGGAAAUUAAGGCCUCUAAAUAAUUCUGAAGUGACGCGACUAUAAACCGUCUACCCCGUUGGAAAACGUAUCUUAAUAAAUUACUCAGUAUGUUUAACGUAUCAGAUACCUGGACGACGGCGCAACGGUAUUAAUCGAACGACGAAUCUAUUCGCAUUUAAAUAUUUGUAUUCAGCUUUGUAUCGUGACAAUGGAAACAAUGUUGUCGAGGCGUAUAGAAAGAAUUAGUAUUGUACUCGUCGAACAAUAGAACGGACCACAUUUUUUAAAACUUUUUCGAGAAUACACGAUCGAUUACGUAUUUAGUUCAUUGAAUUGUUGCUUGACCAACGAAUGAUUUUCUAACGAUGUUUUCUGGACGAUUGAUACGACGUAUCGAAACACGCGGUGCUUUUAAAAUCUUUCUUAAAUUUCUAUGGCCUGUUAAUAGUGCGAUUGAUCGAGUACAAUUUUAAACUGUGGUAAACGUUAAUGGUAAUAUCAACGUUAUCGUAAAAAUU